Scophthalmus maximus (turbot) is the source of this 2259-nucleotide messenger RNA. RefSeq names its product tyrosine-protein phosphatase non-receptor type 7. The transcript is spliced from 11 exons. Gene Ontology annotation, molecular function: protein tyrosine phosphatase activity. Gene Ontology annotation, biological process: protein dephosphorylation. The record is from RefSeq and is a predicted model, not a curated record. Lineage: Eukaryota; Metazoa; Chordata; Actinopteri; Pleuronectiformes; Scophthalmidae. The coding region runs from base 522 to 1817 and encodes 431 amino acids.
GUCUCUUCCUCUCUUUCGUCAUCUCUCUAUCUCUUCAUUCGCUAUCUGACUCAUUCUCUCUCUCUCUCUCUCUCUCUCUACCUGAACAAUUUGAAUCGAGGUAAUAACUGCCAGAAAAACAUGUCUAUUCCUGCUGCUUCUCCUCUCUCCUCCGCCUCAUAUGCCAUCGUUCUCUCCUUCACUUUUACUUUCUCUCUCCGUUUCUCUCUCUGUUCACUUGUUUCUUCUUGUCCCUGGUUUGCCAUUGAUUUCAUUUGAAGAAGGCGAGAUAGACAGAGAACUCCCUUCAUUUCACUGCUCAGUGGGUUAGUUGGUUAGCUAAUCAGUUGGUUAGUUUGUUAGUUAGUUAGUUGUGGGAGCAGUGUUGUUGUAGGCGAGCUGGAGAAGCGGCAGCAGCUCUAGUGUCACAGGAGGAUUCACACCUAACUGGCCUGAAUCACAUAAAAACAGAACACCAAUAACUGCCCGCUGAUGUGACGUACACCUGAAACUGACUCAAACAGCUCAAACACACCGUCAACAUGUCGGCAGUGCACUCAGCCCCGCCUCCUGCCGAGGAGCCGACCACACCCCCUCCGAUGACCACACCCCCUCGCAAAGCCUCCGUCCGCCUGCAGGAGAGACGGGGCUCUAAUCUGUCGCUGCUGUUGGACGUGAGCAGACUGGGGGCGGAGCCUGUCUGCUCCGUCUCCACCCCGAAGGAGGUGUGGCUCCAGCUGCUUCACACCUCCUCGCGGCCGCUCACGCACACACUGCUGCGGCGAGCCGCUGAGGACACGAACUCGCUGAAUGUCGAGUACCAGAAGAUCCCUCCAAACUUUGUGAGCGCGGCAGAGCUCGACGUUCCAGGACACACGAUGAAAGACAGAUACAAGACCAUCCUACCCAAUCCCGAGAGUCGGGUGAUUCUGAGGAGCCCAGAGGACGAGGCAGGACCAGACCGAUACAUCAACGCCAACUUCGUCAGGGGUUACAAAGGGGCCCAGAGGGCCUACAUCGCCACCCAGGGCCCGAUGGUGCACACUGUGGGGGACUUCUGGGAUAUGGUGUGGCAGGAGGGGAGCAGCAUUAUCGUCAUGGUUACCAGACUCAAGGAGAACAACGAGAAAUGUGAGCAGUACUGGCCACAGCCGGGAGGGGCGACGGCAAGAGUGAGGGAGGAGGAGGAAGAGGGCAAAAAGGAGCAGAGGGACGAAGAGGAGGAGGAAGAAGAUGAGACGAGUCGAUUCGGUAGAUUCGUCCUCAGAGUGAGAGACAGCAGAGAAAAAGGCGGGUUCACGGUCACCGACAUGGAGAUCCAGCUGUCUUCGGAGCGGCGUCCCGUCAGACACUACUGGUUCACCUCUUGGCCCGACCACCACAUCCCACAAUGCACCACUCCUCUGCUGAGGCUGGUGGAGGAGGUGGAGACGUACAGCAGGUCGCUCCUACCACCCGGCUCUCAGCCGAGCACAGACCCCUGCCCGGGCCGCGGCCCUGGACCGAUCGUCGUCCACUGCAGUGCAGGUAUAGGCAGGACAGGUUGUUUUAUAGCCAGCAGUAUUGGUUGUCAGCAGCUCAGAGAAACGGGUCAGGUUGACGUCCUGGAGACAGUUUGUCAACUCCGACUCGACAGAGGUGGGAUGAUCCAAACCACAGAGCAGUACCAGUUCCUGUACUCCACUCUGGCUCAGUACAGCUCCCAGCAACAACAUGACCAGGAACAGAAUCAGAACCAGCCCAUCACACUGCCACAGAACCAGCAGAACCCAGAGGACCGAAUCAGCACACAGCUACAGAACCUCCAGCUGGACAACACACAGAACCAGAUGAACUGAUACCAUACAGAACCUCUACACACCUAAUGAAACCCAGGAUGACCUCAGAACCAAUAGAGCCAAAACAGUGGAAACAAGAAGAGAUGACGCCAGCAGCAGAACCCAAAACCUGAUGCAGUUACGGAUCGAGAGUUGGAGAACCAGCAGAACCACAAGUGUCAUGAUCUCACAGGAACCAGACAACAACUAAAGAGUUUCACCUGACUCAAUGUUAGACUGAACAUUAAAUUAAAUCAAAAUAAAGAAAUAUUAUUUGACACGAUCAAGGUGUUUUUAAAGAUAUUUGAAGAAUUUGACUUCAAACAGGAUUUCAACAGAAAGCCGAAGUGAAGCCUGAACCUCCAGGUUCUGCUCCAAUCUCUAGAUCCAAGUCUUCUCCAAUGCAACGUGAUAUUUAUUUUGUAAAUCGUGGUCACAUUUAGAAUAAAAUUCUACAAUACAG